AUGUGCUACUAUGGCAACUACUAUGGUGGCCUGGGCUAUGGCUAUGGUGGCCUAGGCUGUGGCUAUGGUGGCUAUGGCUGUGGCUAUGGCUGUGGCCGUGGCUUUGGCUGUGGCUAUGGUGGCUAUGGUUAUGGCUGCUAUCGCCCACUGUGCUGUGGAAGAUACUGGUCCUGUGGCUUCUACUGA
Castor canadensis (American beaver) is the source of this 186-nucleotide messenger RNA. RefSeq names its product keratin-associated protein 20-2-like. NCBI's taxonomy places the organism in Eukaryota, Metazoa, Chordata, Mammalia, Rodentia, Castoridae. The record is from RefSeq and is a predicted model, not a curated record.